AUAAACUGAGUCAUAAAGCCAAUGCUUUCUAAGUCUGACCAAGUAUAUAUAUACAAAAAUAUGAAGAUAAACGAUACCAAAUAAAUAUAAUACAUCCCCCAUUAGAUAUAUUUUCAUAAUGUAUUUAUUCAAUAUUGUAGUUGUUGCUAUUUUCUUCUAUAUAUCUGGCCAAACUUAGAAAUAAUUGACUUUUUGACCUAAUUUAUACGCCGUGUAUUUGGGACAGAGGGAGUAAUACACGUCGUCAUCUAAUUACAGCAAGGCAUUGAAAUAUAACCUAAAGAUACCUUACCUACCACUCUCUAGUCUCUAUACCUCCAUACCCAAAGUAGAGCUCCCCGGAGAGGAGAAAAAUGGCUGCGCGGCUCUUUCUGGCCCUUCUUUUAUCAUUCUCCUUCCAGCUUUGCUCUUGUGCUCCCCCAUGGCAGAUCAUGACCACUGGCUCAUACAUGACACCAGAAGAUCGUGAGAGAAUCUUUCUCAUCUCACCAGAUACCACCUUCUCUUGCGGCUUCCAUCGAGUUGGAACAAAUGCUUUCACCUUCUCCAUCUGGUACACCACCGUGAAAACGGUUGUCUGGACGGCAAAUCCCUACUCCACGGUCAAUGGCUACUUCUCCCCAGUGAACCUUUACGGCUCCAGGAUAUCUCUGAAACACGAUGGAAACCUGGUCCUGACAGAUAACAAUGGCUCAAUGGUUUGGGAAAGCAAGACAUCUUCAGGCAAGCACACAAUUGUUUCCCUCCUCAACACUGGCAACCUUGUUAUCAGUGAUUCUGGUAAUAAUACUGUAUGGCAGAGCUUUCACUCACCAACAGACACCUUGCUCCCUUGGCAAAACUUGACGAAAGACGCAAGGUUAGUCUCUGGUUACCAUCACCUCUAUUUUGACAACGACAAUGUCUUGCGCCUAUUAUAUGAUGGCCCAGAGAUUACAAGCAUCUACUGGCCAAGUCCAGAUUACAAUGCAUUUGAAAAUGGACGCAAUAGAUAUAACAGCACCAGGGUAGCAUUUCUUGAUGACGAGGGUAAUUUUGUGUCAAGUGAUGGGUUUAAAAUAGAGGCUUCAGAUUCAGGUUCUGGGAUAAAGAGGAGGAUCACAAUUGAUCAUGAUGGCAAUUUCAGAAUGUACAGCUUGGAUGUCUCAACAGGGAAUUGGGUGGUCACAGGGCAGGCGGUAAUACAGAUGUGCUAUGUGCACGGAUUAUGUGGUAAGAAUGGGCUUUGUGAUUACUCAGGGGGCCUUAAAUGUAGAUGCCCUCCAGAACAUGUGGUGGUUGAUCCAACAGAUUGGAACAAGGGAUGCAAACCAGCAUUCACAAUUGGCAGCAAUCAACCACAUGAGGACUUUACAUUUGUUAAGCAACCUCAUGCAGACUUCUAUGGCUUUGAUCUGGGCUCUAAUCAAUCCAUCUCAUUUAAAACAUGCAGGGGCAUUUGCCUGAACAGCAGCUCAUGCAUAUCUUUCACAUACAAGGGUGGGGAUGGUUGGUGUUACACUAAAGACAUACUCUACAACGGUCAGGUGUACCCAUAUUUCCCAGGAGACAACUACAUGAAAGUACCAAAGAGUUUCAACGGUUCAGCAUCCUCAAUCUCCAAACAAGAAAGCCUAACCUGCAGACCCAAUGGUUCGGAGAUUAUGCUAGGAUCAGCAAAUAUGUAUGGAAUGAAGAAGGACAACAUAAAGUGGAUAUACUUAUAUGUCUUUAUUGCAAUAUUGGGAGCUCUAGAGUUGUUUGUUAUUGUGACAGGAUGGUGCCUUUUUUUCAGAAAGAGUAACAUGCCCAAAUCAAUGGAGGAUGGAUACAAGAUGAUAAGAAACCAGUUCAGGCGGUUUACAUACAGAGAAUUGAGUGAAGCAACUGGAAAAUUCAAAGAAGAGAUUGGGAGAGGGGGUGCUGGAAUUGUUUAUAGAGGAGUACUUGAAGAUAAGAAAAUAGUGGCAGUAAAGAAACUCACAAAUGUUCAACAGGGAGAAGAGGAAUUCUGGGCGGAAGUGACUCUAAUUGGAAGGAUCAAUCACAUAAAUUUGGUCAGGAUGAUGGGAUUUUGCUCAGAAGGGAAAAACAGAUUAUUGGUAUAUGAGUAUGUGGAGAAUGAGUCACUGGACAAGUACCUCUUUGGUGAGAGAAGUACCGAAAGUCUGCUCGGUUGGAGCCAAAGGUACAAAAUCGCCUUGGGCACAGCAAGGGGUCUUGCUUAUCUUCAUCAUGAAUGCCUUGAAUGGAUAGUCCAUUGUGACGUGAAGCCAGAAAACAUACUCCUAAGUCGAGAUUUCAAUGCCAAAAUAGCGGACUUCGGACUAGCCAAGCUUGCAAAGCGAGAUAGCGCUAACUUCAAUUUCACCCAAAUGAGAGGCACGAUGGGCUACAUGGCACCAGAAUGGGCACUGAAUAUGCCGAUCAAUGCGAAGGUCGAUGUUUACAGCUAUGGGGUUGUGCUUCUGGAAAUUGUGACUGGAACUAGGGUUUCAAGUGGCAUAAUUGCCAACGAAAGACAAAUGGGGUUUCCAGACUUUAUCCAGGAGGCCAAACAGAUUCUGGCUACCGAGAAUAUCAAUGAUCUUGUGGAUGCAAAAUUGAAGGGGCAUUUCGAUCUAGAGCAGGCUACUGCAAUGGUGAGAAUAGCUGUUUCAUGCCUUGGAGACAGAAGCAAGAGGCCGACAAUGGACGAAGUUCUGAAGUCUCUUAUGUCAUAUGAUGAUGAAGACAACCAUCCUGCCUAUUCACAUUGAUAUGAGCUGAUGCAAAGAUUUGGGCUAUCCGCCCUGUGUGUCAACUCUGUUGAUGUUACAAACCAAUAGGCAUAAGUAGAUAAGAUACAAAAAAAUGUUGUGUGCGUUUGAAAGAAGCUAUUGUAAAGUGUAGCAGUUUUUUGUGUUUCAAGUGCAACAAAUAAACAGUACUCCCUCCGUUUCAAAAUAAGUGUCGUAGUUUUAGUUCAAGGAGGGGGUGUGAUGGACUAAUAUCUUCUUACAUAAAGGCAUCAAGUGUUCUCAUAACAGCAAUGCUUUCUUUUUAUCAACAAAUUUGGUCAAACUAGAGAGAAGGGGGCAACUCAGUUACAUCUAUGCUUCGCUUAUCACGCACAAUUGCACGUGGACGAAACGAAUCAUCUCGAGUCUACACUCUACACACACCAUCUUAACGCAGACGAAAAUAAACACCACAUUAAGUUGGAAAAAAUCUCACCUGUUUACAUUGAAAGAAAUUUCGUUAAACGCACCAGCUAUUGCACGGUGUUUAGCUGGAAUGAUUUAACGAUUCAGAUUAAAAGUUGGUCACCCAUUAGUCUGCACCGACGAUUAUCCAAACCAAAUGUGUUUGACAACGCAUUGCUAUAGUUAGAAUCAACAUCUGCUUCGUUCCAGCAUUUGGUUCAUUUCAUAAGGAAACAGAUAAAACAAUCGCCGGCGAGGCAGACAAAACAGACAUGACUAUUUGUCAAAGGCGGAAGCAUGCCGCAAAGCUAAAGCUAGUACAUCACGGGAAGUAGGAAGCAUUCUGCAGGAAGUUCAGGAUUUAGUGGGGAAUUUCUCUAGUUUCCGUUUGAGCUUCUAUUGAGAGGGAUGCAAAUGCUGCAGCCCGUCUUUGUGUAAAAAGGCAUAGGUGCUUAUGGCUCAAUUACAUCCCUCCUUUCCUUGCUGAUACUCUUCGGCAAGAUUGUAAUUCAGAUGAUUGAUCAAUAAAGCUCAUUGAAUCGCAACAAAAAAGAAAGAAAGAGCUAAAGCUAGUACAUUAUGGGCAGU
This is a messenger RNA of Aegilops tauschii subsp. strangulata, 3752 nucleotides long. Its product is annotated as putative receptor protein kinase ZmPK1. Gene Ontology annotation, biological process: recognition of pollen; protein phosphorylation. Gene Ontology annotation, molecular function: ATP binding; protein serine/threonine kinase activity. NCBI's taxonomy places the organism in Eukaryota, Viridiplantae, Streptophyta, Magnoliopsida, Poales, Poaceae. The record is from RefSeq and is a predicted model, not a curated record.